CGCGCAUUCGCGAUAUGGCACGAUGGACCAGGUCCGCGCGCUGCUGGACGCGUAGAAGAGAGAGAACCGGUAGGUACAGGUGCCGCCUUUUACCGGAAGAGAGGAGCUGGCUCCCGUUAUCAGAUCUUACCGUCUAUCACACUGAAUAGCACAUUUGCUAUCAUAGGAAGCAAUGGCGACUUCUACCACAUACAGAUGCAGACCCACAAACUUUCCGCGGUUGGACACUAUCGAGCAGAACAACCAUACAUCAAUAGCAUCGAGGCAGACUUUACGAAGACAAUGGACCUAUCAUACCAACCCAGCCGCUGCACCAAAAGGGAAGACUGCACUUUUACGUUGUUACUCGCGCUUCAUUGCGGAUUUCACGGGCGAGUCAGAGGUCAGCUUCCAGUUCUUGCUUCGUGAGCACGUUGACCGGACCUCAAAUUCAAGUGUUGUGGAAGCGGAAUUCGACGACCGAAGCCAACAGCAGCACGAGAACGACAAGGACUCAGAAUGCUGCCUCGACGUGAAGGAAACCGAUCAGAGCCAAGGUCCUUUUGGCUUUGGUUUGGAAUUAUUAGCAGACCUAGAGCACAUGGACACGCUCAACCAUGCGCCCCAAUUGGAUUGCCCACUUGUGAUUCAAUACCAUGCCACUCUCCUCACAGUUGUGGUGUACUACGACAAAGAUCUGAUCGAUCAGGAUUACAUUGACGCAAUCUUCAAAGAACUCUUCAAUCGAUUAUCGUUAACGGCACCUGAAGGCACAGAAGAACUUCGGCUGUCUGUGCUGAACCAUCCACCUCAGUCGCAUCCAUCAUCCACCAGCCAGGGCGAGAAGCAGGAGAAGCCUGCCGACUUACUUCAUGCCGGAUUCCAGCUAUCCGCUUCGUCACAUCCGACGCGGCUUGCCCUACAAUUCUGUGACGGACGUUCUGAAGAUGCUGGCGACGAAGCAUUCACUUACGCAGAACUCGACAGUCUUACAACUGCACUCGCGAUCAAGCUCAGAAGACUCGUGCGAGCCUCCAGAAUCCCACCAGAACAGCAAAUCAUCAUCCCAGCGUACAUGGCAGGGUGUAUUGCGUUCUACGUAUCAUGGUUAGCUGUACUGAAGGCCGGCUACGCAUUCUGUCCUCUUCCAGUAGAUGCGCCAUCUGAGCAGCUGCGUGGCAUAGUAGAAGAGGUUGGUGCGUCAGUGGUUCUUUGCAACGGCCCUCAGCUUGGCGGCCGUCCAUGGGAUGCCUGGUACUGCGACGAUGACGAGCUUGCGACUUGUUACGAUGUCAAUGAGUUUAUCACGCGAUAUCGCAAAGGCUCACUCUCGCCUAUGCUACCUAAUGACACUCUACCACAGGUAUCUCCCUCGGACCUGGCCUAUGUAAUGUACACAAGUGGAUCAACUGGAAAGCCCAAAGGUGUCAAAAUUCACCAUUUGGCUGCUUCAUGUUCGAUCAUUUCGCACACCAAAUUUCUUCCGACAUCUUUCAUGCGAGACGGCUUCCGCUGGUUCCAAUUUGCGGCGCCCACAUUUGAUCCGUCAAUCAUGGAAAUCUUCGUAACGUGGUGGACUGGAGGAACUCUAUGCAGCGCGCCGAGGGACCAACUACUGACGGAUCCGGAACAAGCUGUGAACAAGCUGGCAGCCACAAUUAUGAUGGCAACCCCUAGCAUGGCGAGUGUCCUAAGGCCGGACAGAGUACCAACACUUCGCCAUCUCUGGACCAUGGGAGAGAAGUUGACCCCAAAGGUCAUCGAGAACUUCUCUUCCGACUCACCUUUAUGGUCAUCAGAAACCAGUCAUACUCCUCGCCUUCAGCGACACCGGCGACUACUCAAUGCAUAUGGACCGACGGAGGGAUCCAUCAAUUGUACUAUCGUUUCCAAUUUCUCGGCCUUUGAGCGAGGUUCUAUCAUUGGCAAGCCCAUCGACACCUGCUCUAUUCUCAUAAUCGAUCCAACGUCCAGGCAACCAAAGCCUGUGCCCAUGGGCUUUGCAGGCGAACUGGCAAUUGGUGGCCCCCAAGUCAGUCAAGGAUACCUCAACAGGCCUGAACAGACUGCUGCUGUUUUUGUGAGCAGUUCAGAGUACGGUCGAUUGUACCGGACGGGAGAUCGAGCCCGAGUCGUCAAGAAUAGCAAAGGCGAGCUGAGCGUUGAGUUCCUGGGCAGAAUCACCGCUGACCAGGUGAAGCUCAGCGGGAGGAGAGUGGAGCUUGGUCAGAUUGAGAAUGCUAUUGCUGGUGUUCCAGGAAUCGCAGAAGUGGCAGCGAUCGUGCACGGCCCUGGCUCUUCAGAUCAAGGCAGCCAGCAAGUACUCGCUUGUGUUGUGCCAGAUCAUUCUGUGACGCAUGAAGAUUUGGUGGCGGAUUGCCAGCGAGCUGCCGAAGUUGCUCUUGCACCAUUCAUGCGCCCUGCAAUGUACGUGGUGCUCGAAAACAUGCCACGAUCCAGGUCUGGUAAAACAGAUCGGAAAGCUCUGGGCGUAAUUGCAGGCAAGAGGUGGGCUGCCAGAGCCCAGGCCGACAGGAAAGACGAUGAGCUUGACCAUUCGAGGAACAGUGCAUCAGCAGAUCCUCUAAUGAAGACCAUUCUAACGAUCUUGAGCGAUAUCAGUAACAUCGAUGUUCGAGACAUACUUCCUACCACGGAGCUAUUAUCCCUUGGGCUGGACAGUCUUCGAGCAGUCCGCUUUCUGCAAAAGCUGAGAGACAGCGGUCUAACUGGGUUGAACGUCGCAGACGUUUUGAGCAGUCGAACUCCAGAGGGUAUCGCUAGUCGUGUUUCGACUGAAACUGGUGCCGACGCGGUAUCCGAGUCACAGACCAAUGAGUGGGAUCAGAGACUUGCACAAUACAGCUCCCGAAAUCUGGAACCAUGUGCUCACGAGCUCAGCAUUCCUCUCGAUGAGCUAGAAACGGUCCUGCCAACCACUGCCACCCAGUCUGGUAUGAUCACCAGCUUCUAUCGAAGUGUGUCAAGGCAGGGAGGUUCGCCAUCCAAAAAGAGCUAUAUCAAUCACUCGAUCUACCACGCAAGACCAGGAGCCGAUAUUUCCAAACUUGAGCAGGCUUGGCGCAGUGCUCUCUCUGGGCCACAGAUCUUCCGAACCGUUUUUCUGCCCGUGGAUGACGACUUGGCUCCUUUCGCACAAUGUGUUAUCUCACCGAAGUCCGACGUCGCUUCUUUGAGCAUCCACAGAUUUGUGUUUUCAGAUACGGAUGCCUGGAACACAACAAUAUCAGAGGCACAGAAGGAGGCAGAAUCUGCCAUCACGCUGAACCGGCCACCUUUCCGGCUCUCGAUCAUACAAGGACCCGAGCACUCAGCGUUUCUCUUGUCUUUGUUCCAUGGCGUCUUCGACGGCGGCUCACUCGAACUUAUAUUGCAAGAUGUCGAGACAGCAUAUUACAACAAACCACAACUCAGUCGCACUGAGAUCGGCAUCGCUGUCCACAAGCACUUCUCAUCGGCCACUCAAGCGAGUGUGGAUUACUGGCAAACUGAGUUCGGCAAUCAUGAUCCAGUGCCGUUUCCCUGCGUUUCUGCUUCAAAGCCUGAGACACAGAAUCAGGAUGUGCAGGUUGAAGAGGUCAUCGGCAAAGCCACAAUGGAAAAUAUCUCUGCCGCAGCAAAAGCUGCAUCUGUCUCUCCCCUCUCCAUCCUGCACGCUGCAUGGGCAGGAAUCUUAUUCUCAUACACGGGAACGACUUCAGAAAUCUCAUUCGGCAGUGUACUUUCCGAUCGCCUCGAGGAUCAGCUGAGUAUCUGCCAUGCUCCAACCUUUACUGUGACACCUGUCAAACUCGACCACACAGCUGUCAAACAGAAGACUCUCGCAGAUCUGCUCAAAACAUUGACAGAGAAGAACGCUGCAUCCCUACCUUACAUACAUGCCCCGCUCAGCUCUCUAACUACUGCAGAUGGCUCCCUACCUUACGACACGCUGCUCGCCUUUCAAGCAUUCGACACGGAGAGUGAAGAUGGCUCGAUCUGGCACAAAGUUGAACAUCCUGCAAUGGAACAUGACUUUGCGAUCAUGAUUGAGGUGUGGCCGACCUCCAGUGGAGCUUUACGCUUCCGCGGUACUUAUACUCAUCAGCAUCUCGAUCGACAGGCUGCACUUGCCAUGCUCAGUCAGCUUGACGAGCUCGUUGCAGGGAUCUGUGAUGAUGCUUCCGGAACUCUGCUGGACCUUCGUUGUAAUCUGAGCCAACGACUGAUGUCUGGAAUCCUGGUCAUCGACCAGCCCAACUUGCCGGAGUCGCAGCUUAUCUUGCAGAGUCGAUUCGAACAGCAUGCAGCCACAACACCAGAAAAGUCAGCUCUGGUCUUCCGGAAAUCUAUCGAUCAUCCGGAGAACGAUAUCGACUGGUCAUAUGGCAAGCUCUCAAGGAUGGCAACGGCUCUGGCUCAGACUCUCAUAACGAGAUUUGGCGCCGUCAUCAACGAACCUAUAAUGAUCUGUAUGGAGAAGUGUCCUGAGCUUUACAUUGCGGUACUCGCUGUACUAAAAGCUGGCGCUGGGUGGUGCCCAAUCGACCCAUACUCACCUCCGGCACGGCAGCACGCCAUCAUGGAGCGAACUGAAAGUCGAAUUCUUCUGCUUUCGGCCACAUCGUCCAAAGUCGAAAAAUCCGCGAUUCCCAAUGGCGUGUCGACGCUCGAGAUUGACCUUGAUGCGAUCGAAGCAGAACUCAUCUCAGGUUCAAACAUUGAACUCGGUGUCACACACGAUCCUUCCAGUCUUGCGUACUUGAUUUUCACAUCUGGUACUACUGGCCUGCCGAAAGGUGUCCCAAUCUCUCACAAAGCUGCCGCGACUGCGAUGAAUGCACUAGCAGAAGCCGUGCCAACAGAAACAUCAAGUGGCGACCUUCGAUGCAUGCAAUUCUCACAAUACACAUUCGACGUCUUCGUGCAGGAUCUGUUCUAUACCUGGAGUGUUGGCGGCGUUGUCAUUUCCAGCACCAGGCAACUCAUGCUGCAGAACUUUGCAGACAUAGCCAACGAUCUCAGGGCCACGCAUGCGCAUUUGACUCCCGCCUUCUCUGCUACACUUUCCCGCAGCAAUAUCAAGACGCUGGAAGUGGUCACUAUGAUUGGCGAGAAACUCACAGAAGCCGUUGCAGCUGACUGGGGCCGCGAUAUGCGAGCGUUCAAUACUUAUGGGCCAGCGGAAGUCACUGUGGUCUCAACACUGCGCAAAUUUACUGGUCAAGCAGAUACAUACCACAGCUCCAAUGUUGGUGUACCACUGCCGUCAGUCGGUGCCUAUGUCAUCGACAAUGGACAAAUCGCUAUGCGCAGCGCCAUCGGAGAACUUGCAUUGACCGGACCUCAACUGUCGACCGGGUACUGGAACAUGCCGGAUGUUAAUGCGAAGAAGUUCGUAUGGAACGAACAACUUCAGCAGCGGGUCUACCUCACUGGCGAUCUCGUGCGCCACUUGGCCGAUGGCACGAUCAAUUACGUUGGGCGAGACGAUGAUCUCGUCAAGCUUGGUGGGCAAAGAGUCGAGCUCGGUGAGAUUGCAUUUGCACUCAAAGAUGCUGACUCGCGAAUCGAGAGAUUUGAGGUCCUACUGUGCAAGCGCAAAGAGGCUGAAACCAGAUCGGUCGUUGCUUUCUUGGCUUGUCCUUCGAUUGCUGGUGCCGGUGAUGAGUACGAGGCCAUUCUUCACCCGCUUGCAAAGGAUGUUGCAGCUAGCGCGAAGCAGUAUGCAACUUCAGUGCUGCCGCCGUACAUGAUCCCCAGCAGCUUCGUCGUGGUCCCCAGGAUUCCGACAACGGCAUCAGCUAAAGUUGAUCGUGCCAAAUUGACGUCGAUCUACCAUUCCAUCGAUCUCAACUCAUGGGAAGACAAUACAGGUGCUUCCGCCACCACGACGGCGAAGGCGACAGACAUACAGUGGCGCUCUGAGAACGAGCAUGUGCUCCAAGUUAUUGCACAAGUUCUGCGCAUUCCCGCCGAAAGUCUAUGCCCCAACAGUAGCCUCGCAGCUAUUGGCAUAGACUCGAUCGGCGCCAUCAAGCUGAUUCCUAAGAUCAACGCCCUCGGAUAUGGCCUAUCUAUCGUAGAUGCAUUCAAGUGUCGAUCUUUGGAUGACCUUUGCACCAUUGCGAACGCCUCCAGACGCGCCGACUCGCCGUUAGCAAGUGAGCAGCCAGAACAGUACGUUGAGGCAGGCGUUCUCCAAAGCUUUGAUUCACGGCACUACCGAGCAGUUGCGAGACGCAUCCAACAAGACGAGUUCACUGUCGUCCCUACCACCGUAUUGCAAGAAAAUCUGCUGACAGAGUCGUUGAGAGAUCCGCAAGCUUAUUGGAGCAGUCACGUCUUCCGUCUCAAUGAGGAUGUUGAUCUUGCUCGCCUACAGCGCGCAUGGAUCAAAGUCGCAAGGCAGACUGAGGCGCUACGCGCAGGAUUCGUCCCCAAAGCUGAGCUUGGCGAAGAAUCGGACGAAACGCGAAAGGACAAUCUUUCGUACUUGCAGCUCAUUUAUGAUGAGCCGCACUUCGACUGGAAUGUCCAUGAGAUCUCCAGCGACGUCUCAGAAGCUGCGCGGAAGCGUGUCAAAGAGGUUGCUCAACAGAAACAUGAACAGCUAUUCCAGCAGCCGCCUUGGGCAGUCGACAUUUUUGUCAGAGGCGAGGAAAGAACGCUGCUGCUCACCAUUUCUCACAUCAUUUACGAUGGACCAUCUUUGGCGUAUCUGGAGAACGAUGUCAGAGCUGCGUACGAACGUACCCUCAAGACUGCUUCGAGAGCGUCCUUGUCUGAGGCAAUUUCGUCGAGUUCCGCUCUGGAUGCAGACAGCGAAACAGCUAUCGAUUUCUGGAAGAACAGUCUUCGGGACUUCGAAUUACCUACCGCGCAAAGCUUUGCAACUGAUAACAAGUUGAAUCAUCGAAUCAAGUUCCAAGGAUGCAGUACACCUAUGGAAAUUCUUCGCAAGGUCGCGUGCGGACUAGGCCUCAAUUCUGUUGUCACGAUUUUCCGCACUGCGUGGGCACUGCUCCUCUCCGAUCUUCUUGAGAGCCCGCACGUCGUGUUUGCGGAGAUCCUCUCGGAUAGAGUCAUGGACAGUAAGCUGGCUGAAGUUGUCGGACCGCUGAUGUCGACUGUGCCCGUGCUCUUCAGGCGACAGAAAACAGCUGCAGAAACCAUGGUACAACAGGACAACUUCUCUAGAUCAGCUUGGCCUCAUCGAAACAUUCGCCCGAGCACUAUCAAAUCGCUCAUGGGAUGUGGUCCAAGCACGAUGCUAUACCCUGCAGUUUUCGCUUUCCAUCCAUCUGCAACUAAGCAAGAUCAAGAGCACAAGGGACUGUGGAAGCGUCUCGAAGACAUCACCAACAUCGAGGUGGAGCACCCGCUAGCACUGAAUGUUUGGCAAGAAGCCGAUUCCACUCUGCAAUUUGAGCUUGCUGUGGCGGACCAUGUCCUCAGCGAAAAUGAACAUGACCUGCUACUGAGGCAGCUUGAAUCAAUGGUCACUGUUCUGGCUGAGAACUCGCACUUGCCAGUAGCUUCUCUGACAGAUGGCUUCCCCGAUGCCCUUAUUGCGCGGACAACACCUCGCAGGGAUACGGCAUGCCCUUCCACCAAGUCUGCAACAUUCUACGUAGAGCAUUGGGCUGCUCAGCAUCCAGACUGGAAGGCAGCCGAAAUUGUGACCACGUUGGAUCCUGACUGCACCGAGACGGAGUCGUGGAAUUACGCUGAAUUGAAUGCAGAAGCGAACCGCAUCGCACGUUUCCUUCUUGGUCAUGGUAUCAAGAAGCAGAUGAUCGGAAUGUGCAUCGGUCGAACGCUGAUGUCGCUGGCUGUUCCGCUUGGUAUCCUGAAAUCUGGAAAUGCUUAUCUGCCAAUUGAUGAAGCCUUGCCAGCGGAGCGCAAAGAGUUCUUACUUCAGGACAGCAACGCAGCAUUCAUCUUCACGACACUAGAACUCAUCGACGGAGUCCAGAUCCCACAGGCUUGCAAGCUUGCUAAUGUAGAGGACAAAGCAUUCCUAGAUGACCUUGCAAAGCAGCCUGGCGACGAUGUGCUUCAUCGUUGUGAACCUCGGGACAAUGCAUACUUGCUCUACACAUCUGGUAGUACCGGCAAACCAAAGGGCGUGCUCGUCAGUCAACAGAAUCUGGCAUCUUUUGUCGAGGCUCAGUCUGAAUUCAUUUGCGAUGUCACCACAACCAGAGAAUUAGCCGGCCGCGGCAAAUAUCUUGGGCUCGCGAGUCGCGCUUUCGAUGUGCACAUAGGCGAGAUGUUCCUGGCGUGGCGACACGGAUUUGCGAUUACGACGGGAUUGAAGUCGAUGCUACUGGAUGACCUGGCCUUGUGCCUGUCUUCACUGCAUAUCACGCAUGCCAGUUUCGUGCCGUCUCUCUUGGAUCAGACUGGCCUCGAUCCCGAGGAUGCGCCCGAUCUUGUCUUCCUUGGCGUAGGCGGCGAGAAGAUGUCUCCCAAGACGAAGAAGAAAUGGGGAUCAUUGGCAAAUGUGGGAUUGAUCAACGCCUACGGCCCAACCGAAGCCACCGUUGGGUGCUGCUCUGGCCGCCUGUAUCCCAACUCCGAUGCACGAGACAUCGGUAUGCCAUUAGGAGACUCGGUUGGCCACGUUCUGAUUCCCGGCACUGACAACUACGCUCUUCGUGGCAUGCCUGGUGAGCUUUGCUUCACUGGCAGUUUGAUUGCGAAUGGUUAUCUCAAUCGUCCAGACGCGAAGGGGUUCGUUGAAGAUUUCCGUGGUCAGCGCAUGUAUCGGACCGGCGAUAUUGUCAAACUAAGAGAUGAUGACCACAUUCUCUUCUUGGGGAGAAAGGACGAUCAAGUGAAGAUCCGGGGUCAACGUGUGGAGCUUGGUGAAGUUGCAGAAGGAGUUCGCGAAGCCUCUGACGAGCCAAUCGAUACUGCAGCUCUUGUCGUCAGACAUCCGGAGCUCUCUCGUGACCAGCUUGUUGCUUUCAUGGCGGCGUCUGGUGCCGUGAAGCGCAAGGGCGACGAGACCCCACCUCAAAUUGACGUGUCACAAGUACAAGGAGCCAACACGAAGCUGCGAGCCAACUGUCAAAAGUCUUUGCCAGUUUACAUGGUCCCUGACGUGAUUGUGCCACUCGAUUACAUACCUCUUGCUCCGACGUCUGGAAAGGUCGACACCAAGACUCUCGUCAAAACGAUCUCGGAGACACCAAUGAGCACUUUUGCUUCUGGUCACUGGAAGACAGGUCAGAAGUCUGCAGUCGCGCGAGAGUUGACUGAGUCCGAAGAGCGAGUGUGGGACAUCAUUGCCCCGGUGCUCAAAGACAAGCCAUCCUCGGUCACUCCAGCGACCACAAUAUUCGAGCUCGGAAUCGACAGCUUGUCAGCAAUCAGUGUAUUCUCGCGGCUCCGCAAAGCUGGAUAUGAGUGCAGCGUGGCGAUGGUGAUGAGAAAUCCGACCAUCGAGGCACUGGCACAAAGUUCGACCCGCGCUGCUGGCCAAGAUGUGGAGAAACACAGCUUAGUUCAGUCUCAGCUUGCAAAUCUCGAGCAGAGUCUACUGCACAGCAACGAGCUUGAAGUGGUGCGUGGUCACGUUGCAGCUAUUCGCCCCUGCCUACCGUUGCAGGAGGUGCUUCUUGGACAGAGCAUGCAUCAGAAUGCCGAUCAGGGCAAAGGCGGAGCAUACAUCAACCACAUGGCUUUGAAGAUUGAUAGCAGCAUGGACGUGAAGCGCCUGCAAAGUGCUUGGGAAACACUGAUUCGCGACAACGAGAUCCUCCGCACCUGUUUUCUGCACAAGGACGACUCGUUUUACCAAAUUAUACUCAAGUCUGAAGCAACCCGCACCAAUUGGAGAGAGAACGACUUCCCAUCGACCAGUUCUCUCCAAGCCAUUCAGCAUCAAGUCGAGGAAGAAAUAAUCCACAAUGCCUGGACGCAGCCGCCUUUGCAAGUCAACUACUUGCGCGACCACGACAAUACAUUGUUGAUAUCGAUCCAUCACGCUAUUUAUGACGGGCACAGCUUGUACCUGAUGUUUCAUGACUUGGAAGCCAUCUAUCACGACCAAGUCCGUGAGACUAGACUGUCAUCUCAACCGCUGGUCGAACACAUUGCGCAACAAAAUCAAGCACGAGCUCAGACCCACUGGUCGACACUCCUUCGCGAUUGGCGACAUGCCAAAUUACUCGGCGAUAAGGGCAGAAGCAACUCAACUCUACAGGAAGUACAGCGUGACUUCAAUGCAAAACUGUCCACCUUGGAGAAUCAGAUCGCAGGCUCCUUGAGCGUAACGCUGUCCAGCGUUCUCCAGCUUGCAUUUACAAUUGCUCUCUCACAGACGAUGCAGAGCACAGAUAUUAUUUUUGGCAAUGUUUUGUCUGGUCGCACAAUUUCACUGGAGAAUGCGGACAACAUCAUGGCGCCGUGCAUAGCGACUGUCCCCGCCCGUGUGACGUUCGCUAACGCACAGGGGCAACAGCUUAAAGACGUUCUGAGCACUCUCCAGAAAGACAAUUCUGCAUCCCUGGAAUUCCAACACGUGUCUCCAAGAGACAUCCAGCGCUGGUUGAAAGCAGACAGGCCACUUUACGAUUGCCUGUUUUCGUUCGCGCGCAAGCAGCAGGAGGCGAGCUCAACAGAGCAGAAUAGAAGCCUGUUUCCAGACGUGACGCAGAAUACCAUCACAGUCGACUACCCGCUUGCGAUCGAGUUCACUGCCAACAGUGAGAAGGACUCGCUUACUGUCGGUCUUGGUUACAUUGCAAAUGUAUUCCCCUCCGAGGAAGCUUCCCGCGACUUCCUUGAGAAAGUCGAGUUCUUGGUGGAAGCGAUUCUUUCGCGAAGCCACGAGCCGCUCUCAGCUUUUGGAGUGGCAACCACAUCCGAUUCCACCGGUGGCUCAGCACAAGAUGUACACUCCAUGGACAGCACCGAGGAAAGUGCCUACACCCCUCUCGAGCUCGAGCUGAAAACCCUUCUCGGUGAAUUCGCCAAAGUCGCAAAAGAUCAAAUUCGCAAGGACACGCCGUUCAUUCAUGUGGGCGUUGACUCCAUUUCUGCGAUCCGGUUUGCAAAGUUUCUGAGAACGAAAGGCUUCAAGAAGGUGUCCUCCGCCGACUUGAUCAGAAACAACCGCGUGCGCACAUUGGCGCAGUUCUUGGCAGCUCAAGCUGUAGAUGGAGAGCACCAGAGCCAGGAUGACAGGACCAGAGUCGACGAUGCAGCACAGGGACAGGAGCGACUGGUCAAGUCCACUCUCAUUGAGCAUGGCAUUCUCUCGUCUCUUGGCGACAACGACCUAUCAUCGGCCGAGAGCAGGGAGGACGCGAUCGAAAGCGUCUACGCAUGCACACCUCUCGUAUCUGGAAUGUUGACACAAAGUCUUGCUUCCGAUGGAGCAUAUUACAUGCAUCAUCACGCCUUCCGCUGCCACGCGGGUGUGGAAAUUGAACGUCUGAAGAAGGCUUGGGAUCUUUGUGUCGAGGACUGCGACGUGCUCCGUACAACAUUCCAUUGGCUUCCAGAGCUUCGCGAUGCGGGCAGCCCGUGGGUAGGCGUCGUCCACAAAAAUGACAAAGGGAACGUGAAGAAACCAGAUUGGAGGCAAGUCGAAGUCGAGAACGCUCAUCAGUAUUGGUUGUCGCUGUCGUCUGAGAAAUCAGACUUCUCUCGUCGAAUCGAGAGUGGCGAGCCUUUGGCGGGCGUGACAGUUGUGCAAGAGAGCCUUUCUGACGACAACAACGCGAAUGCGAAGCGUUCACCGGUCAUCAUUCUCACUCUGCACCACGCGAUAUAUGACGGUAUCAGCAUUGGCAUGCUCUUUCGACAGCUGGCCGCACGGUAUAUUGGGAACCAGAUGCCGCCAUCCAUUACGCCCUACUACAAAGCCGCUCAAGCCAUUGCCCGAGUCGCAAAGCCAGCAGUCAAAUUCUGGGUCGAGCAAGUGAGAGGAUAUGAGGGCGCGCCAAUCAUCGAUGAUUCGGCAUCAAGCGAGUUCCAUCUUGCAGAGCGAACAAUCACUGCCGAGCCACGAUCGUUGGAGUUGGCAUCUUUGGGAGACGACAUUUCUCUCAAGGACGUGCUAGUGGCAGCAUUUGCCAAAGCACUAGCAUGCCUGCAUGGACGACGUGACGUCGCAUUUGGACAUGUCAUGGCGGCGAGGACCGGCGUCGAAGUCCAUGAGGAAGAUGGAUCAGGCGACACCGAAAUUGUUGGUCCAAUGUUCAAUACCGUUCCCUUCCGCGUGUCGAUGAAAGACUCCCUACAGAGCAACCAGGAGCUCGUCCAAGCUGUACGCGAUGUGAACACCGGCUCUCUAGAGUAUCAACACGCAUCUCUAGCGGAAAUACAGAAGAGCUGGAGGAGCGAUGACAACAGCAACAUAGAUCCAAGUGCUGCACUGAUCGACAGUCUGUUCGUGUACACCAAAGUGGACGGGAGCGCUGAUGGACCUAGUUUGCUCACCUUGGGCAAGCCGCUCGAAUCGGACACAGCUCCAGUGCCUUCAGAAUACCGCUUGAACUUUGAAGUCGAGCACCUUCCUGAGGGCGUAACAGCACGAGCACAUGCCUCCAUCCCCAAAGCAGAGCUCGAAACAUUGCUCGAUCAUUUCCAAUCCGCGGUGCAAGAUAUUCUUCAGAAGCCUGAGCGAUACGCAACGGCAUAUCCAGAACAGUUGCGAAGCCUGCCGCUCAAGCUUCAAUCAACUGCUUCAAAGAGCGUUGGCUUGGUGUCCUUUGAUAAGCUUGCCAUUGAGCAAUACGCAGACACGAUCCGCAAAGCUAUGGCGGAAGUCGCUCAAGUCUCGCCUGAAAGCAUCACGCUCGAAGCAAGCAUCUACUCUUUUGGCAUCGAUUCGAUCGCAGGCAUACAGAUCGCAUCCCGAUGUCGCAAGGCCGGUCUUCGAGUCAGCGUUGCGGACAUUCUCAGCGGUGGUACACUGGGGCGAGUCUGCGAGAUAGUGGCUAGCGAGCUUGACAAAGCCACCGACAGCUCGAAAGCAAUGAGUUCUGCUGAGCUCGUCUCCAGCGAGCAGACCCAGGCCGUUUUGACCCAUCUGGCAAUCGACUCAACCGACAUCGAAGAAGUACUGCCGCUGCUACCUGGUCAAGAGUAUCAUCUUCAAAGCUGGCUGCAAUCAGGAAGAACGCUAUACGAGCCAGGCUGGACUUUCUACUCGCGGACUCGUCUUGACGCAGACAAACUGCGCGACUCGUGGAACAGGUUGAGGCAAAGCAACUCUGUCCUGAGAACCACUUUUGCAGCGAUUGCAGAUAAGACCGUUUUGCAAGUUGUGCUGCGAGAUGGUGCCAUCAAAGUUGACGGAUUCGUAGAGGUCAAGAGCGACAAGAGCAUGGUCGAAAUCGUCAAGGAAACGGCACAUGCAGAAGCCCGCGCUCCAUCAGAUCUCUUCUCGCCUCCCAUUCGACUUCGUCUUGUCAAAGCAGCAGAUGGAGAUGCGGUCAUGCUUUAUGUGCAUCAUGCUCUCUACGAUGCAUGGAGCAUGCCGCGGCUGAUCACAGAGCUUGCGAAUAUCUACCAGGGCGGUGAGCCAGACUCUGCACCUUCCUUCUCCGCACUGGUUCGCCACACGAUACAAUCCCGUGAUCCAGAUGCAGAGAAGACAUUCUGGCGACAGACUCUCACUGGAUCAGAGAAGGCAAUCAUUCCAUCGGCCUCCAAGACGAGAGACGACCAGGACCGCAGCCAGAGCUUCUGCAUGAUCGAAAGCACGACGGCUCUUCUUGCCGACAUCGAGCAGGUCUGCGCCAGCCAUAGCAUCUCACCACAGCAUGUCAUGCUCGUUGCGUUUGCUCGCGCCCUUGCCAACGUCACUGCGACCUCCAGCCCCAUGUUUGGUUUCUUCCAGCUCGGUCGCAGCACUGCAUUCGAUGGCAUCGAGCACGUACUAGGACCAAUGGUGAACACGCUUCCAUGGUGUGUGCCAGAAGUGCUCAAACGGGAUGUGCUCGACAGUAUCCGAAAGAUUCAGCAAAUGCUCAGCGCACGUGUCGCCUACGAGCAGAGUAGCUUGCGCACUGCUGUACAAGCCGCAGAUCCAGGUGCAACUCAACUUCCGUUCAAUGCGUACUUGAACGUCUUAUGGAACAAGAAUAUCCUCAUCGGAUCUGGGUCUGCGAACGAAGAAGACAACCUCUUCCAGCCUCUUGCGUUGGGUGUCCCGACCGACUACUCUUCGCCGCAGGCUCUACCAGGACGCACAGCAGUAGACGCACUCGAUACGAACUUUUUGCAGUCGCAUCAGGUUUUCGUCGAUGUCGGACCGGGAGAGAAGGGAAUUGUGUUCGGAGUGAGAGCAGAUGCAGCGUUGAUGAGUGUCGAAGGAAUUCGUGGCUUUGUUGGAAGUAUUGAGCAAGAAAUCGUUGCUUGUGUGGCCGCAUUGCGAAAGUAGAAUUUGCGCCGCACUGUAGCAAUGGGUGGACUGAAGCAUUUCUGAAGGCGCCGGUGGUGUUUUAGAUCCUUAUCAUCGAUACCUACUAUAUCCAUGUUUUAGCACAUUUAUCUGAUUGAGAUUCCACGC
Cercospora beticola is the source of this 14515-nucleotide messenger RNA. Its product is annotated as non-ribosomal peptide synthetase. Gene Ontology annotation, cellular component: cytoplasm. The record is from RefSeq and is a predicted model, not a curated record. Gene Ontology annotation, molecular function: phosphopantetheine binding; catalytic activity. Gene Ontology annotation, biological process: secondary metabolite biosynthetic process; amino acid activation for nonribosomal peptide biosynthetic process. Lineage: Eukaryota; Fungi; Ascomycota; Dothideomycetes; Mycosphaerellales; Mycosphaerellaceae.